Pteropus alecto (black flying fox) is the source of this 1993-nucleotide messenger RNA. RefSeq names its product RAD9 checkpoint clamp component A (gene RAD9A). Gene Ontology annotation, cellular component: checkpoint clamp complex. The record is from RefSeq and is a predicted model, not a curated record. Gene Ontology annotation, biological process: mitotic intra-S DNA damage checkpoint signaling; DNA repair; cellular response to ionizing radiation. Bases 71 to 1228 code for a protein of 385 amino acids. The transcript is spliced from 11 exons. Lineage: Eukaryota; Metazoa; Chordata; Mammalia; Chiroptera; Pteropodidae.
GUCCCGCUGCGGGCCAGCCGCCAGCCUUAGCCCGGUCGCAGGCCAGGCCCCGUGCGGGUGCUGGGGCACCAUGAAGUGUCUGGUCACGGGCGGCAACGUGAAGGUGCUGGGCAAGGCCGUCCACUCUCUAUCCCGCAUUGGGGACGAGCUCUACCUGGAGCCCCUGGACGACGGGCUCUCUCUCCGGACGGUGAAUUCCUCCCGCUCUGCCUAUGCCUGCUUCCUCUUCGCCCCGCUCUUCUUCCAGCUGUACCAGGCGGCCACCCCUGGUGAGGACCCGCUGCGCUGUAAGAUCCUGAUGAAGUCGUUCCUGUCCGUCUUCCGCUCACUGGUGAUGCUGGAGAAGACCGUGGAGAAAUGCUGUAUCUCCCUGAGCGGCAGGAACAGCUUCCUGGUGAUCCAGCUGCACUGCAAAUACGGGGUGAAGAAGACUCACAACCUGUCCUUCCAGGACUGCGAGUCCCUGCAGGCUGUCUUCGACCCAUCCUCGUGCCCCCAUGUGCUCCGGGCCCCGGCAAAGCUUCUGGGAGAGGCUGUUCUGCCCUUCCCCCUUGCACUGGCCGAAGUGACUCUGGGCAUUGGCCGUGGCCGCAGGGUCAUUCUGCGCAGCUACCAGGAGGAGGCAGACAGCACUGUCAAAGCCAUGGUGACUGAGAUAAGCAUCGGGGAGGAGGAUUUCCAGCAGUUGCAGGCUCAAGAAGGGGUGGCCAUCACUUUCUGCCUUAAAGAAUUCCGGGGGCUCCUGAGCUUCGCAGAGUCAGCAAACUUGUCUCUUAGCAUUCAUUUCGAUGCUCCGGGCAGGCCAGCCAUCUUCGCUAUUAAGGACUCUCUGCUGGACGGCCACUUUGUCCUGGCCACACUCUUGGAGCCAUCCCCACACUCCCCGGAGCUCCACCAGCCAGCCCCUCAGCUCCAGGCUCACAGCACACCCUACCCGGACGACUUUGCCAAUGACGACAUUGACUCUUACAUGAUCGCCAUGGAAACCACUGUGGCCAGUGAGGGCUCACGGACACUCCCCUCCAACUCCCUCUCACCUGGCCUCCAGCCCCCCUGUAACUGUGGCCCCAACUCAGAGGAGGAAGAUGAAGCUGAGCCCAGUGCAGUGCCUGGGACACCCCCACCCAAGAAGUUCCGUUCGCUGUUCUUUGGCUCCAUCCUGGCCCCGGCACACUCCCCGCAGGGCCCCAGCCCCGUGCUGGCUGAAGACAGCGAGGGCGAAGGCUGAACUGAGAACCUCGUCUGCGUCCACAGGCCCUGGACUCGCUGAAGCCACAGCUUCCCACUUCUCCCAGUGCCAGCCAGGGGCGGGUGGCAAGAGCUGACUGGUCCCGCUAUCCCUAGGCCCCAUCUGGCUAUUGGUUCUGUCAUCUCCCCCCAAUCCCCAACCAAUCAUGUCUGUUUCCAAGCUUGGCACUGAAGGGAGGGGCACCUGAUAGGAGGUCCCUGACCUCUUCCUCCACGUGGCCAGAGCUGGACACACGUCUUCCCUAAGAAAAAAAAAUCACAGUGGGGCUGCUGGCCCCUGUCGAUUCAUCUCUGCCAAUCAUGACUGUCCCUCAAAUCCUAGGCACACCUCUGGGGUCCCUCUUGGCUGGUACAGACUGUUACUCUUGCUUUCUCAAUUCUCUGGCCCUGGCUUGGAAUUCUAGGUGCCCCAAGUGGACCUUAAUGUGUGGCUGGGAUUGCCCUGGCUGAGGCCUCGUGCCCAGUGAGCCUGCCUUCCCCAGUAGCUCUGGGCAGAAGGAUGCCAGGCCCAGUGUUUGAGACAAGGGAGACAGGCCAGGGCGAGAAUCCAGAUUUGACCUUUAUUCAAGAGACCAGAUGGGUUGCCCAGGAUCUGGCUGCCAGCCCUGAGGCCAAGCAAGGCUGGAGACCCACAAUCUGGCCCUGCUUUGCCCUGAGCUGCAGCCUCAGCCCCAGGAUCCUGCUUGCAGCCACCGGGGCACAGGCAGAGGGAGCCCUGGGGGAUUGGAUGCUGCUGAUUCAUUAA